Messenger RNA from Hyalella azteca, 1547 nucleotides. RefSeq lists its product as uncharacterized. The transcript is spliced from 11 exons. Lineage: Eukaryota; Metazoa; Arthropoda; Malacostraca; Amphipoda; Hyalellidae. Gene Ontology annotation, molecular function: protein binding. The record is from RefSeq and is a predicted model, not a curated record. The coding region runs from base 150 to 1547 and encodes 465 amino acids.
UGAACUGAAGAACGAAGCUGAAAGAUAGAAGAUGAAUUAUGUUUAUGUAAUUAACCAUAGAUGAAUGACCCUAUAAGAGUUUAACAAGAGACAAUUUCAUAACUUCAUUUCCAACCUAGCACAAGUAUUAAUAAUAAUUGAUUGGCAGAAUGUCAAUGAACUUUGAAAAUUUUGAUGUGCAUGACUGCACAAUCAUAACCAAAGCUGUGAAGUCAAGAAAUGUUGAGAAUGUGGAGAAAGUCAUAGCCUCACUGUUGAGUCAUGGGCUUGACAUCACUCACAGCCUCUGCACACCUGAUCAACAGGGCUACUCUGCUCUUCAUCAUGCUGUUUUGUACAAGGAUCUUGCAAUGGUGAAGAAACUUCUCAUGUAUGCAGAUAAAAGGUGCAUAAACAUGGAGAGUCAUGAUCGCUCCACUGCUCUGCUGCUUCUCUGUAGAAACUGCUUAGCCUCAGACCUGGAGGAAGAAAUAUUGGCGAGCCUUCUACAUGCUGGAGCAAAUCCCGACCUUCCUGAAAAAGAUCCAUUUUCCCUGCCCUUAUUGUGCGCCUUGGAGAGACGCUGGUGGCGAGGAGCUGAGCUAAUGCUGGACGCAGGGGCGGACGCCACAGCCACGGAUUUUGAGCACGAUGAGCUUCCAGCCACAUACUUUGCCCGGUAUAAUUUCGAAAUACUGAGUAACCUUUUGAGUCGAGGAUGUGACUGUCCUCAUCUCAAUGGUUGGAUAACUAAUAGAAGUCUAACAGACGCCCAAUUGAAGACUAUAUUGCCGAACAGCGGAUUGUCUAACCCUGGGAAUUAUCAGUUUUGGCUGGAUGUUCUGAUUGAUGCUGUCUCGGUGUCGUACCACGAGAGCGCUAUGUACAUUCUGGAUCAUUGCGCGUUUGACAUGCAUCAACUUGAGCACUUAAUCGAGGAUAUAUUUAAACCUAAUAAUGGAAUCAACUGGGCAGAUAAGAACAAGUAUAUAACUGUCAUGAUGAAGAAGAUCUUCAUGAGUAACGAUCGGCAUCAUAACAAGAACGAUCAGCUGAUAGACCUGUUCCUGACAUGCGCCACGUCCUGCCCGAUGUUUGACGACGGAGAAGUGUGUUGCGGUUCGUGCGACGUCAAUGUCGAACAAAUCUGGAUCAUUCUAGAACAUAUUAUUAGACUAGCCGAGCACAAUGGUCUACCCAUCGAGAAGUGGGAGCUAAGCAAGGAACGACUCAAAAUAACCUUUUGCAAUAUGAUACUGGCUGUGGCACAAUGUGAUUAUGAGGACCCGCAAAUAGAUCUUAACGUCCUCAACCUUGUGCUGUACGAGACGACUUUAUGUUCGGUUCCUCUCGUCUUGAAGCUCCUGCCACUGAUGAAACAGAAAGACGUCGUCUACACAAGUGUUUCUGAGCAUCGCGGUAUGAGCUUUCGUUCGAACACGUCAUUUUUCAUGCCUUCUCACUUGACUGUGCGCUUUUAUGCUGAACAGUGCAACGUGACUGCAUCUGAGAGCGAUUUCAAAUACUCGAUGCCACUUAUGGUGCCCGAUCAAAGGAUUUUAGAAUAA